This is a messenger RNA of Artibeus jamaicensis (Jamaican fruit-eating bat), 825 nucleotides long. RefSeq names its product uroplakin 2 (gene UPK2). Gene Ontology annotation, cellular component: apical plasma membrane. The transcript has 5 exons. The record is from RefSeq and is a predicted model, not a curated record. NCBI's taxonomy places the organism in Eukaryota, Metazoa, Chordata, Mammalia, Chiroptera, Phyllostomidae. Gene Ontology annotation, biological process: epithelial cell differentiation. Bases 12 to 569 code for a protein of 185 amino acids.
CCAGCCCAGCUAUGGCAUCCCUGCUACUCAUCCAGAUCUUUCCCUUGAUCCUGAUUCUGCUGGCUGUCCUGGCCCCAGGGUCUGCAGCUGUAUUCAACAUUUCAAGCCUCUCUGGUCUGCUGUCCCCAGCACUAACGGAGAGCCUGCUAGUGGCCUUACCCCCCUGUCACCUCACAGGGGGUAAUGCCACACUGAUGGUCCGGAGAGCCAAUGAUAGCAAAGUGGUGAAGUCUAGCUUUGUGGUGCCUCCAUGCCGUGGGCGAAGAGAGCUGGUGAGUGUGGUAGACGGUGGGGCUGGCUUCACGGUCACUCGGCUCAGUGCAUACCAGGUGACAAACCUCGUUCCAGGAACCAAAUACUACAUUUCCUACCUAGUGAAGAAGGGGACAUCCACUGAGUCCAGUAGAGAGACCCCAUUUUCCACACUUCCUCGAAGGAAGGUGGAAUCCAUUGGGCUGAGAAUGGCCCGGACAGGGGGCAUGGUGGUCAUCACAGUGCUGCUCUCUGUUGCUAUGUUCCUGCUGGUUCUGGGUUUCAUCAUAGCCCUGGCACUGGGUGCCCGAAAGUGAGACCUGCACUGGGUGGUGGGUUCCUCCAGGAGGUCCAGGGCACCAUCUGUCUUUCCAGCCCAGAGCUUUGCCUUUUGCUCCAGCCAUCUCUCUUAAAAAGACUGCCUAUUCCUGUUCUCAAGCACCGGACUUUAGCUCCUUAGGUGCCUUCACCUCCCCUCACUCUCCUUCCUCUGUUCCUCUCCUCAUCCCCUAAGGCCUCACUUUCACUCAACUCUCUCUAUUAUUUCCCUCACCCCACUCCUGUCAGAAUUGA